Molecule: messenger RNA, 2190 nt
Organism: Bombina bombina (fire-bellied toad)
Lineage: Eukaryota; Metazoa; Chordata; Amphibia; Anura; Bombinatoridae
Gene: KIN
Product: Kin17 DNA and RNA binding protein
Exons: 13
Coding region: 44-1216 (390 amino acids)
Biological process (GO): DNA damage response; DNA replication
Cellular component (GO): nucleus
Molecular function (GO): double-stranded DNA binding
Source: RefSeq, a predicted model, not a curated record
GUUGCCAAUAGUUGGGAUCCGGUGAGGGUACUCGGUGUGUAUUAUGGGGAAAGCAGAUUUUCUCUCUCCGAAGGCGAUAGCCAACCGGAUCAAGUCGAAAGGACUGCAGAAACUGCGCUGGUACUGUCAGAUGUGCCAGAAACAGUGCAGGGAUGAGAAUGGCUUCAAGUGUCACUGUAUGUCAGAGUCCCAUCAGCGGCAGCUGCUUCUCGCUUCUGAAAAUCCGCAGCAGUUUAUGGAUUAUUUUUCUGAUGAAUUUCGACGUGAAUUUUUAGAAUUGCUGGGAAGACGUUUUGGUACCAAAAGAGUGCACAACAAUAUAGUGUACAAUGAAUACAUCGGCUAUCGAGAGCACAUUCACAUGAAUGCCACACAGUGGGAGACCCUCACCGACUUUACCAAAUGGCUGGGCAGAGAAGGUUACUGUAAAGUGGACGAGACACCAAAGGGCUGGUACGUCCAGUACAUAGAUCGGGAUCCAGAGACAAUACGCAGACAAGAGGAGCUAGAGAAGAAGAAGAGGCAGGACUUGGAUGAUGAAGAGAGGGCGGCAAAGUUUAUUGAGGAGCAAGUUAAGAGAGGCAUUGAGGGAACAGAACCGAGUGUUCCUGUUUACACAGAAUUAAGCAGAGAAAGUGAGGAAGAAAAAGUUGCUUUCAAUUUGAGCAAAGGUGCGAGUACUUCUGGAGUAACGUCUAAGCCAAGUUCACUUGUCUCCAAUGUCCUCAAAGCAUCAGCAACAGCGGGGUCCGUGAAACGGAAAGACCCCAGCCAGAGCACAAGCCAGGGGAAGGAGAAGAAGAAGAAAUCUGCUCUGGAUGAGAUAAUGGAGAUGGAAGAGCAGAAGAAAAAAUCAGAGCGAACAGAUAAUUGGCUGCAACCUGAUAUUGUUGUAAAAAUUGUAACAAAAAGGUUAGGAGAUAAGUAUUACAAGAAGAAAGCUGUAGUGAAGGAAGUGGUUGACAGAUAUACAGCGAUAGUGAAACUUGUUGAUUCAGGUGAUAAACUGAAACUGGACCAGACACAUCUAGAAACUGUUAUUCCAGCACCAGGAAAGAAACUACUUAUAUUAAAUGGUGGAUACAAGGGCAAUAUAGGCGUUCUGGAUUCUAUAAACGAAAAGAGUUUUUCAGCCACAAUAGUUAUUGACUCAGGUCCAUUAAAAGGAAGAAAGCUGGAAGGUGUCCCUUAUGAAGAUAUUUCCAAACUGGCCUGAUCUGUACAUAAACUGUCAUCUUACUGAAGAAGAUUCUGCUGGGAAAAUAAAAGCUCUACUAUGUCAGGGUUCUAUUUCUCCGUGUUGCACAGUUUAGCUUUCUGGUGGCCUCGUCUGGGAGCAAAAUAGACUGUAAACUGAUAGCAUUUUUCCUAAAACUUUGUAGGUUUAUACAUUUUAUUUUUUAAGUGCCCUACAGAAUAUUAUACCAGUCGUGCUUCGGCUGUAAUGUAAUAAACUAAAGUUUUUGUUUUUUUACUAUUUGAUAAUGAAGUGCUUUUUUCUAUUUUUCACAAUUUUUCCAAUGAUAGAAAACUGCAAUAUGGUAGAAUAAACUGAAAAACACUCAGGAUGCUACAUUACGCUGUCGUUACUAAACCUUCAAGUUAUGGAAAUGUGAGCAGAUGAAGAAACCUCUAGUGAAAGUGAAUGAGGCAACAGCUUUAACUAUUUUAGUAUCAAAAAUAUGUGUGUGCGUCAAAAUGAUGACAAAUUAUAGUGAAAGUGGAAAAUGUGUCUCUUGUCAGGACAAGCACUGAAAGAUUUCCAACGUGAAUAAAAAAAGCAAAAUGUAUGCACAAUAUAUAAUAGUUUUGAGUGCUGGAAAAGAUAUGAAUUUCUGUAAAAGUGACAUUGUAGUGAAAUAAUGAAAUGCUUUAUUUUAUUAGCAUUUAACUCACACUUCUUGUUGGGCACUCUAUGGGGUUAAACACACUGGAAAAGUUCCACUUUGAAACCACAAGCACUGCUACUCUGGUGCUGAAUACAACCUGUGAUUGGUGGAUUUGUGCGAUUGCUACUGGCAUUUAGCGCCUCGGCUGUUUCCUUUGUGGAGGUUAAACACAGACUUUCCCAGUGGGCAGUGCACAGUUUACAUACUGCAAUGAAUGUCAUUUUUGCACUACAAUGUAAUUUUUGAAGAGACGGUAAACAAAUUGAGAUUUUAAAAUAAAUGUUAUGUAUUAAUGAAACAA